GUACUUGAAGGUAACAUAAUUUCUGCUACAAACAGGCUUCCGUCGGUAUUUUAACUUCAUUAUUGACAUUAUCUUCCCACACGUAAACAUGGUUAGAGAGUGCAGACAACUGGCAUGAUCAAAUUUAGAAAAUCUCUCUUUUAAUAUUAAUUGCAAAUUAUUUAUAUAGUUUUUUUAUCUAGCAAACCGUAUCCGUUAGCAGUGGUUAGCCUACUUCAGCUAACGCUAACAAGCUGUAGUUGAAGAAACGUACUUUAUUUGAAGAUGGACAAGUUUGUCGUUCGGCUUCCCAAGGGAGAAACACCCAAACAACCGAAGAGCGACGAGAGAGUUUACAAACAAGCUACAAUUGAGUCUCUACGGAGGGUAGUUGUGAUUGAGGACAUCCUACGUUACAAGUCGACGCUAGAGCUGCCAGAUCAGAGCAAGGAGAACUUGAUGAACACCCUGACUGAGCUGAGCAAGAAGAUGCCAUCCGAGGAAGUGCUCAGAUCCACUAAAAUAGGUCACACUGUCAACAAAAUACGGAAGCAUCCAGACCCUGAGGUGAGUUCUUUGGCAACAAAAGUUUACACUGACUGGAGGACUUUCAUUGAGGAGAAUUCAAAUAAGCCGUCUAUUGAAGUGCGCUCCGACAAACAGUCUGAAGGGCUCAGGAGCAACGCUAGGAGACUGCUGUCUGAAGCACUGGAGGUCAAGGAGGACUCUAAUCUGAUAGACAACAUAGAGAGAGAAGUUUUUCACCAGAGCUCCCGGUUAGUCAGCAGCUCAUACAGACGGACAAUCAGGGCGCUGGUGUUCGGCUUCAAACACAACCCUGACGUCAGGAGUGAAGUAAAGGACGGCAAAAUAUCAGUCAGCCAGCUGGUUUCUAAAUACAAAAAAUAAGUGAAUACAUGUUGGACUGUGACUCGGACCUCUUAUGGAAGAAAUUUUAAUACCUGUGAAUUUUUUAAAAUUAAUUUUUAGUCUUUAAUUGUGUUCUCUGUUGGCUGAGAAAAUACAAAACAUUCUUGUAUUUUGAGGCACAUCAGUUUAUGUACACUGUUUUAAGAGUGAAUGCUCUAAUGUUUUUUUAAUAUUUAAAGCAUACCUCCACUUACACGAUACUGUACCAUAUGUCAUUAAUUUUGUUUUAAAACUGAAUGAAAAAAAUGUCAAUUAAAUACAAAAUUCAAUGAUAAAAUUUGGAUUGUAAAUAUACAUGUUUCAUAAUUUUGAA
Messenger RNA from Xiphophorus couchianus (Monterrey platyfish), 1222 nucleotides. It is a transcript of the gene tceanc2, whose product is annotated as transcription elongation factor A (SII) N-terminal and central domain containing 2. NCBI's taxonomy places the organism in Eukaryota, Metazoa, Chordata, Actinopteri, Cyprinodontiformes, Poeciliidae. Bases 265 to 888 code for a protein of 207 amino acids. The record is from RefSeq and is a predicted model, not a curated record. The transcript has 4 exons. Gene Ontology annotation, biological process: DNA-templated transcription. Gene Ontology annotation, cellular component: nucleus.